Messenger RNA from Daphnia pulex (common water flea), 1221 nucleotides. Its product is annotated as alpha-adducin-like. NCBI's taxonomy places the organism in Eukaryota, Metazoa, Arthropoda, Branchiopoda, Diplostraca, Daphniidae. The record is from RefSeq and is a predicted model, not a curated record. Gene Ontology annotation, molecular function: actin filament binding. The coding region runs from base 191 to 1213 and encodes 340 amino acids. The transcript has 9 exons. Gene Ontology annotation, cellular component: cytoskeleton; plasma membrane; postsynaptic density.
UAUCUUUGAUUAUGCGUCCUGCAACGGUCCACACAGACACACGGUAAUCGGUUAAACAAAUAAACAGUUUCCAUUAUCUCGAAACCAAUUUGACUUUCAGUCGACUUUGAGCCAAAAGACGCACCAGAUUCGUCCAGGAAAGGUGUGACAGUUUCAGGAAUCAAACGAGUCUUUUAAAAUUGACCGUAAGAUGGCAACUCCCGCCGGUGAUAACGACUCAAUUCAAAACGGAAGUGCGCUAAAAAGGAUUCAUUUCCAAGAAGAGGGUCAUCGAAGCGGUUACAUUCCACGAGGAAUUAUUCCCGUCGAUGACAUUGGAAAUGUUGAACCAGCUGGUUACGCUCCUGGAGAAAAGGAAUUGCGAUGCAAAUUGGCCGCGCUUUACAGAUUAGUGGAUCACCUAGGGUGGUCCCAGUCGGUGUUUAACCACAUUACUGUUAAAGUGAGCGAAGAUGACCAUCAUUUUCUCCUGAAUCCAUUUGGAUUGCUCUACCAUGAAAUCACCGCCUCGUCACUAAUCAAAGUGGACGUCCAGGGCAACAUGAUUGACAAAGGAUCCACCUAUUUCGGUGUGAACAUUCCUGGUUUUGUUCUACACUCGGCCGUUCAUUCGGCACGUCCGGACGCCAAAUGUGUGAUUCACAUUCAUCACGCAUCCUGCAUUGCUGUGGCUUCGAUGAAAUGCGGCUUUCUCCCGGUCAGUCAGGAGGCUGUACUCGUCGGCAACGUGAGCUACCACGAUUUUUAUGGCGUUCUGGUCGACAGAGCCGAGCGCGAAACCAUCAUUAAAAAUUUGGGCAACAAUCAUAUUAUGUUUUUGCGUAAUCACGGCUUAGUUGUCGCCGGCCGCACGGUGGAGGAAGCUUUUACCCGUGCCUACCACACGGUGCUGGCGUGUGAAGCCCAAGUCACGAUGAUGUCCGCCGGUCUGGAGAACCUGAUCAUCGUUUCCGAAGAGGCCAAGCAGCGUUCCAUGGAAGUUGUUCGUCGCGCUCAAGAAAUGAUCGAAGAUGGCGCCCUGAAAGAAAAAGCCGGCCAGCAGCAACCAUCAGCAGCAGGAGACGUUGAUACUAAAGAGAAGAAGGCGCCUCAAGUCAGGUGGAACCUCGGCGACCUCGAAUUCGAAGCGUACAUGCGGAUGAUGGACAAUGCCGGAUAUCGAACGGGAUACCCGUACCGUCUUCCAUCGUUCAAGAGACCGACAGAAAAUUAAAUACUCUU